Magallana angulata is the source of this 2621-nucleotide messenger RNA. RefSeq names its product copine-3-like. NCBI's taxonomy places the organism in Eukaryota, Metazoa, Mollusca, Bivalvia, Ostreida, Ostreidae. Bases 192 to 1835 code for a protein of 547 amino acids. Gene Ontology annotation, cellular component: plasma membrane. The record is from RefSeq and is a predicted model, not a curated record. The transcript has 15 exons. Gene Ontology annotation, molecular function: calcium-dependent phospholipid binding. Gene Ontology annotation, biological process: cellular response to calcium ion.
AUCACACAAACCCAGUGUCAAGAGAUGUGUAAAUGAGUGUUAGUCUGUCAAAGCAUGGUUAGGGUGAAGUUUACUUCGCAUUAGAUUGAAUCAGUGGGAUUGGUACAGGUCACACCCCUUAUUCCUUUGUUUAUUUAUGUGCACAGCGUCAAGGAAGGUGCAAAGUGAUUGAAUUGAAAAUUUAGAGAAAGAUGAAUCCUCAAGGAGUACCCCCUAUGACCGGGGCAGCUGGUCCGGUGUCUCGCGUUGAGCUUCGUGUCGAGUGCAAAGAUCUGAAGAAAAAGGACGAAUUUUCAAAAUCUGACCCAUGUGCUGCUCUAUAUGUGCUGUCUAGAAAAAGUCAGAAAUGGGAGGAGAUUGGACGUACAGAGCUGAUCAAAAAUUGCCAUGACCCCAAGUUUGCCCAUGCCUUCACUGUGGAUUAUUUCUUUGAGGAAGUACAGAAAGUGAAAGUAGAAGUGUAUGACCUAGAUAAUGAAACAGCAUCCCUUGCAGAUGAUGACUUUUUGGGCAUGAUUGAAUGCAAUUUAGGAGUGAUAGUUUCUCGAAAUCCCUUCAGUGCACCUCUGCUGAAAAAGGAUGGAAAACCCAUGGGAGGAUCCACAAUCACAAUCAGAUCUGAAGAGGUAAAAGAGGGAGGAGAAAUGGUUCACAUGAAGUUUAGAGCCACCAAACUCGACAACAAGGAUUUUCUUGGAAAGUCAGAUCCAUAUCUAGAAAUUUCAAAGAGAGCUGCGGAUGGAUCUUGGCAAGUCGUUCACAGGACAGAAGUUAUAAAGAACACAUUGAAUCCUGUGUGGCGGCCAUUUUGUCUUUCCUCUUUUGUUUUGUGUGGAGGAAACAAAUCUCAAGAGAUAAAGUUUGACUGCUACGAUUAUGACAGUGAUGGGUCACAUGACUUUAUCGGUGCAUUCACCACUACCCUAGAAGACAUGGAGUCCAAAACUCAGGGAGGAAAGGAGGCCCAGUAUCCCUGCAUUAAUCCUAAGAAACAGUCCAAGAAGAAGUACCAGAACUCAGGAGUUAUACACCUUACAGAGCUCAAGAUAUUCCAGAGACCAUCAUUUCUAGAAUUUGUGUAUGGUGGCAUGCAAAUAAAUUUUACAGUGGGAAUUGACUUUACUGGAUCCAAUGGAAAUCCUGCUAAUCCCACUUCUCUUCAUUACAUCAACCCUUAUCAGCCCAAUGAAUACAUGCAAGCCAUACAGGCUGUGGGCAAUGUCUGUCAGGAUUAUGACACGGACAAGUUGUUUCCAGCUCUAGGAUUUGGAGCCAAGCUUCCAGACGGACAAGUGUCAAUGGAGUUUGCAAUCAAUUUCAACCCCAGCAACCCUUAUUGUGCAGGAAUUGCUGGUGUCCUUGAGGCCUACAAAGCUUGCAUACAAAGGGUGACUCUCUAUGGCCCGACCAAUGUAGCUCCCAUCAUCUACCAUGUAGCUAGAUUUGCUGAGCAGGCCCAGAAAGAAGAGGCUGAAAAAGGGGCACAUGCCUAUUUUAUCUUACUACUUCUGACUGAUGGCAUCAUCACAGACAUGGACAGAACAAGGGACGCCAUUGUCUAUGCCUCGGGUCUACCCAUGUCCCUCAUUAUUGUGGGGGUGGGGGAGGCAGACUUCAGUGACAUGAACUUCCUGGACGGGGACAAUGGAGUCCUAAAGGGGGCCAAUGGCAGACCCGCUCUGAGAGACAUCGUCCAGUUUGUGCCCUUCAGGGAUUUUAAGAAGACUACUGGUGCUGAACUGGCCCGUCAUGUGCUAGCCGAAGUUCCACAACAAGUGGUCCAGUACUAUGAAAUUAGGAAAAUUCCCCCCAAACCACGACCCACUCAAACCUAAUUAAAAGGGAGACAACUGGUUGAUUUAAUUUUGAGGGUAACCAACCAAGAAGAGGCAACUUUUAUGCUACAGAAUUUGUUGACAUUUGUAAAAUUGUUAAUACUAUAGUUAUAUUAUAAUGUUGUAUGUUCGCCAAGUGGAUAGGACUUGCAUGUUAUGGUGCAAUUAUUUCAAUUUCUUUUGUUCUCAUACAGGUAUUCAUUGAAUAUUUGUUGCUUGUUCUUCAGAGUAAGUGUAAUUUAGCUACAUACUUGUAGCUGCACUUGUAUGAUGUAAUGCUUGCCUUUAAGCUUAAUUAAUUCAAAUGUACCUAGUCAUUCUAUAUAUAUAUAUAUAUAUAUAUAUAUAUAUAUAUAUAUAUAUAUAUAUAUAUAUAUAUAUAUUUUUUUUUUGUUAUUUUUUGCUACUAAAAUUUAUGUUUCAACAAUUUAUAUUGGUGAGAUGUGAGGGAUAUUUGACCCUUAUUUUCUUUUUUAUAAUACAUGAACAACUUUUUUUUCAGUUUGUAGUAUAUGUAUUUACAAUUCUAAGCAACUUUUUUUGCAUUUGCAUUAUAUAGUUAAAUACAUAUCAUUUGCUUUAUUAUAUUUAUAGAAAAAUCUUUUAUCUGUUGUAAGUUAUUUUAAAAGACAAUUAAUAGAUUAGAUGAGUGCUUCCAUAUUUUUUCUUACUUUAUACAUAUAAAGCCUUUGACAUAAGACUUUUUCUAACCUCUAUCAUUUAGUCACACUUAAGCAUAUAACUUAAGGGUAUUUUUGAAUUAAAGAAUAUUCAAAACUGGAAAAA